GAUCACCCAGCCAGCAAGCAGGAGUCGGUUUGUCACAGCAGCUCCCAGCUCCGUUCAGAAUCGUUUCAACCCUCGUCGGAGCAACAGCAACAAUCCGGUACGCUCUCUCUCGUUGACUGUGCGGCACCGGUGUCGGUUCUUUUUGAAAAAGAGUUCAAAGAUUCGGUACGAGACUUGGAUUUGAUUUGCGGGUACACUGUCACCCUGGCAUAUCGGUUGCCGGUUCAGCUUUGAUUGAUUCGUGUCGAAUCCGGAAGAAGAAAGUGAAAGUGCUCUGCUGAUUUGAAUUGCGAACAAAAUACUGAAGAGAUGAUUUGAGGGGGAGAUCCAGCGUACAUCGGAAGAAAUUUAUUGUGCCUUUGGUGAAAGAUAUGAGACGGUUGUGACAAGGCGAAACAUUGAAAAAAAGCACGGAUUUAAGUGAAUUUGGAGUGAGAAGCAAACAGCGGUGUAAGCAAUUUAUUUUGCGGAAGAAUUUAAAACAAUAAGAAAAAUAGUGCGCAUACAAUUCCCACUGUGGAUACUAUACUGAAGUACAAAUUCAAAACAAUGGUUACCGGACUUGGAACGGCAGCCCAACAGGUUGGCGCUAUGCCGACCACCUCGCAGAUUCCAUCGGCUGAGCAGCCGGUGGUCAAACGAGCCAGCGAUAAUCGAAGAAGUAAUAAACCGAUUAUGGAAAAACGUCGUCGCGCUCGAAUCAACAACUGUUUGAACGAGCUGAAGACACUUAUUCUGGAUGCCAUGAAGAAAGACCCAGCUCGCCAUUCAAAAUUAGAAAAGGCGGACAUCCUAGAAAUGACAGUGAAGCACUUGGAAAAUUUGCAGCGACAGCAAAACGCUAUGUCUCAGGCGACUGAUCCGAAUGUUAUGAAUAAGUUCAAAGCUGGCUUCAAUGAGUGUGCUCAGGAGGUCAGUAGGUUCCCGGAUAUUGAUCCGAUGACUCGCCGGCGCUUGCUUGCUCAUCUGAGCAAUUGUAUUAACGGAGUCAAAUCUGACCUCACUAAGUCACGCCAAUCGGCAGUCCAAGUGCACAUUCUGCCGUCGCCUCCAAGUUCACCUGAGCAGGAUCAUCACCCGCAACCUCAUCCAGCCCAGAUCAACGCAGUUCAGACCGGUAAUGGAGUGUAUUUCACAAACAGCAUCGGCUCCAGCGUUCAGUUGAUCCCGACUAAACUUCCAAACGGAAGCCUGGCUUUCGUUCUGCCACAAGCCAUCCCUGCAGCGACCGCUCCUGUCCCAAUGCUAGUUCCGAUUCCCAGUAGAACUGCAUCAACUGGUUCAGCUGCAUCCAGUCAUUCGUCAUCGUCCGCGUACGAUCGCGUUCCCCGGGAACAUGCUACCUCGCCAUACCAUGCUCCACCAAGUCCAGCCAGUUCCAGCUAUGAACCCAUGGACUGCAAACCCUCAGUCUUCCAAGAGCAACAGCAAUACCUCCACUCGCAGCAGAUGCGGUACCAGCAACAGCAACCUCAGUCGCAAUCGAGAGCCUACAGCCCGGACAGUCCGUUAUCCUUGGUCAUGAAGAAACCCUACCAUGACCAAAACCAAGACGAUGACAAACCGUGGCGACCGUGGUAAUCUCAUCGUUCGCGAAAUCCGCACAUCGAGUCAUAAAACAAUUAGUACCUUAGCACCCCACCAGAGCUGUGCGGCAGCAUCCGGAAGUAUACACAAAUCGCCACGGCUCGUGUACACGAGCCGCACUGUACCGACUUAAUGCCGCCGUCGACUUCGUCAUCACCGUCGUCAAGCUCAUACAAAGUAGUGCCCGCCCUUCCGAUUUACGUUCAGCCAUAGCUACCGCCGACGAUUCACGUAAAUCAUCGAGUGCGCUGAAAUAGUUGAAAUAGCAUCGCUCUCACAGCUCAGCACCAUCGCGACUAGCCGACAACAAUGUAGAACCGAAAGAAGAGCGAGAGAGGGGGUGUGAGCAGCAGAGUCGCAGUGCGAGAGAACGUGGGGAAGACGAAACGCGCCAAAGGGUCACGGGUGUCGCACUUGCUUGUCGCUUUCCCACACUCAUUAUACGGCCCUGGCUCUAGCGCUCAGGCCCGACCAGAGUGUGUCUACGUGCUGUUGUGUGUGAAUGACUGUUCGGUGAAGAUCGUGCCAAUAGAACCUAGUGAGUGAUCGUGGAGGCGGGGAAUGACAAGCAACGAGUAGCAGAGCACUACAAAACUGUGAGCUUGCUACAAAGUGUUAGAUUGAAACCGCGCAAAGUGACUGAAACUGCGAGCAAGGCGAAGAAGGCGCGCACAACUGUCGACAGCAAGAAGACAAACCAAAAGAAGAAGAUCGCGGCACGAGGCAAAAUUUAUUUUUACUUUCGGGAGAAUAAAUUUUUAUCACUCUCAGCGUUCGGUGUGCGGUGGUCGGUACAGAGGCGGUGCGGUAAUUGUGCGCGCGUGUUUGCUUCAAGAAUGCAAUACACUAUUCUUCGUUCAAAAAACGUGUGGCCUACUGCGCUCAUCGAUCGACACCCUGCUCGGAUGACGCGUUCGGGUCGCUAGUCAUCUCCAUUUUUUACGGAGAUCCCACACACCUGGUGGUGGUUGCAUCUCACAAAGCACAAAUGCAUAAACAAAAUAAAGUAUAAGCGAAACCCACACAAACUCAGCUGCAAAGCCGGAGAAUUGGUGGAAUCCUGUUGCUGUGAAUAAUCUGUAAGGCUUUAGUGUGAUAAGCAAUAUAAAAAGUUACAAAACUAAAAUCGACGAGUUCAAAACUUUGCUAUAUUAGUAGACAAAACUGCAGUGAAUCCCAUAAAAUGCAAUCGCGCGGAAACCAUCUCACUGCGCCAGUAGUUAAAUUGUGUGCGUGCGUGCAUUGCAUUAGUCAAAGUCGAGGACCGCGAACAAUCAUGUGAUUAGCUUCUUGAAGUUUUAUUUUAAGAUCGCCCCAAUCCAUCUUUCGUUCAUUUAUCCUUCCUCAUCACUCUUUCGCUAUUUUUGUCUUUCAUUUAACUCAUCUCACCCAAAACCUCUUCUCAUUGUCCUGUAAAUAUUAUAAUUUUCGUAUAAGUUCAACACCCAGAACAUGCGAGCGCGACAAAAAUCACAAAAGUCUUCCAUUAGAUAGCUCUACGCUUGUGAUGUGUGGUGGUGAAAAGCCUACCCAGGGAAUCCCACAAUCAAUCACUUUACGCAUAAGAUCGCCAGUCAAUUACCUUUUUAUGUUAAAACUUUUAUUUCCACCGGAUUCGUUCGCGGUAGUCAUACACAAGUAGCCAUGAGUGAGAAAAGCGAAUAAAUUAUUCAUCAGAUCGUGUAAAUAGUUUUUUUUAGGAAUGGUAUUGUAUAUCAGACUAAGGAUCCAAGUUUCAAAACUGAAACGAUGGCAAGCAAAGCGAUAGGCAUUAUUAUUUAUACGAGGUGAAUACCACUACAAAUUUGAUAAUAAGAGAUAAGCAAUUUAAUUAUAACAGAUGUAUGAUGCAAAAAGAGCACGUUGUGAAAACACGACAAAAGAUAAUCUAUUUUAUAUGAUAGAGAAAAAAUAAAACUGAAAAGAAUUGAAAAUAUAAAAUAUUUUUAUGAAAAUUAAA
Messenger RNA from Aedes albopictus (Asian tiger mosquito), 3547 nucleotides. RefSeq names its product protein hairy (gene hry). Gene Ontology annotation, biological process: anterior/posterior pattern specification; regulation of transcription by RNA polymerase II; regulation of neurogenesis. The coding region runs from base 550 to 1581 and encodes 343 amino acids. The record is from RefSeq and is a predicted model, not a curated record. The transcript has 3 exons. Gene Ontology annotation, molecular function: RNA polymerase II cis-regulatory region sequence-specific DNA binding; protein dimerization activity; DNA-binding transcription factor activity, RNA polymerase II-specific. Gene Ontology annotation, cellular component: nucleus. NCBI's taxonomy places the organism in Eukaryota, Metazoa, Arthropoda, Insecta, Diptera, Culicidae.